AUGUCUUAUAAUCAAAAUCCCUACGGUCAGCCCAACCCUUACAACGAGGGUCCCACGGCGGAGGGCGGUUAUGGCGGCAGCUAUGGCGGCAACUAUGGUGGAGGUUACGACAACAACGGCUACGGUCAACAGCCCGAGUCACACGAGAUGCAGACAUACGGCCAGCAACAAGGUCAAGCUCACGGCCCUGAUACCACAACCACCGGCGCUCCUCUAUCUCAGCAAGAAUUCCUGAACAGCGUCCGCGACGUCGAAGGCCACAUCCAACAGUUCCGCUCGAACCUCGACCAGAUCCGCACUCUUCACCAACAGUCCCUCUCCGACACCAGCGGCCGCCCGCCCCCGGGUCUCGAGCAGCUGCAGGCGGUGACCGAGCAGCUCAAGUCGCAGAUCAAGACCGAAGUCGACAACCUCGUCUCUGAUGCCACCCGCACCGGCGACAGCACCUUCAACACCAAGAAGCGCCAGGCCGAGCGCCUCAGGGAUCUGUACAAGGAUGCCAUCCAGGCUUACCUCGUGGAGGAGCGCCGCCACAAGGGCCAGAUCGGCGAGCAGGCUGUCCGUCAGCUGUUGAUUGUCAACCCCGAUGCGACGCCCCAGGAGCAGGAUGCUGUGCGCAGCGGCGACUUGCAGCAGGAUCAGAUCUUCCAGAGUGCUCUCCUACAAUCCAACCGCGUCGGCGCCGCCAAGGCCGUCCUCGGCAACGUCCAAGCCCGCCACCAAGAACUCCUCCGCGUCGAGCAAUCGAUGCAAGAGCUCGCCCAACUCUUCGAGUACCUCAACACGCUCAUCGUUCAGCAGGGCGAGGUCAUCGCCGACGUGGUCCAAAAGACGGAACAGGUCAACGACAACAUGGACAAGGGCAUCCAGGAAGUUGACAAGGGCGUCAAGCACGCCCGCAACCGCCGCAAGCUCAAGUGGUACUGCCUCCUGGUGUGCAUUCUCAUCAUCAUUGCCAUUGCGCUCGGUGUCGGUCUGGGCGUCUACUUCUCGAACAAGAAGAAUUAG
Messenger RNA from Neurospora tetraspora, 1008 nucleotides. Its product is annotated as t-SNARE. Gene Ontology annotation, cellular component: SNARE complex; plasma membrane; endomembrane system. Lineage: Eukaryota; Fungi; Ascomycota; Sordariomycetes; Sordariales; Sordariaceae. Gene Ontology annotation, molecular function: SNAP receptor activity; SNARE binding. The record is from RefSeq and is a predicted model, not a curated record. Gene Ontology annotation, biological process: exocytosis; vesicle fusion; intracellular protein transport. The coding region runs from base 1 to 1008 and encodes 335 amino acids. The transcript is spliced from 3 exons.